Molecule: messenger RNA, 1563 nt
Organism: Selaginella moellendorffii
Lineage: Eukaryota; Viridiplantae; Streptophyta; Lycopodiopsida; Selaginellales; Selaginellaceae
Product: tubulin beta-1/beta-2 chain
Exons: 4
Coding region: 1-1494 (497 amino acids)
Biological process (GO): microtubule cytoskeleton organization; mitotic cell cycle
Cellular component (GO): microtubule; cytoplasm
Molecular function (GO): GTP binding; structural constituent of cytoskeleton; GTPase activity
Source: RefSeq, a predicted model, not a curated record
AUGAGGGAGAUCCUUCACAUCCAAGGCGGCCAAUGCGGCAACCAGAUCGGUGCCAAGUUCUGGGAGGUGGUGUGUGACGAGCACGGCAUCGAUCCCACGGGAACUUACCACGGCGACUCGGAUCUCCAGCUCGAGCGCAUCAACGUCUACUUCAACGAGGCCAGCGGCGGCCGCUACGUCCCCCGCGCGGUGCUCAUGGAUCUGGAGCCCGGCACCAUGGACAGCGUGAGAUCCGGCCCCUACGGCCAGAUCUUCCGCCCGGACAACUUCGUGUUUGGCCAAACCGGAGCCGGGAACAACUGGGCGAAAGGCCACUAUACCGAGGGGGCCGAGCUCAUCGACUCGGUGCUGGAUGUCGUGCGAAAGGAGGCCGAGAGCUGCGACUGCCUCCAAGGUUUCCAGGUCUGCCACUCCAUGGGUGGCGGGACGGGAUCCGGCAUGGGGACGCUGCUCAUCUCCAAGAUCAGGGAAGAGUACCCGGACCGGAUGAUGCUCACCUUCUCGGUCUUCCCGUCGCCCAAGGUGAGCGACACGGUGGUGGAGCCAUACAACGCAACUCUCUCGGUUCAUCAGCUUGUGGAGAACUCGGACGAAUCCAUGGUGCUUGACAACGAGGCCCUGUACGACAUAUGCUUCCGCACGCUCAAGCUCACUACCCCAACCUUUGGCGAUCUCAACCAUUUGAUCUCGGCGACCAUGAGCGGCGUGACGUGCUGCCUGCGCUUCCCGGGCCAGCUCAACGCCGACCUCCGCAAGCUGGCCGUCAACCUCAUUCCCUUCCCGCGCCUCCACUUCUUCAUGAUCGGCUUCGCGCCGCUCACGUCGCGCGGCUCGCAGCAGUACCGCGCGCUCACGGUGCCGGAGCUGACGCAGCAGAUGUGGGACGCCAAGAACAUGAUGUGCGCCGCGGAUCCUCGCCACGGCCGCUACCUCACCGCCUCGGCGAUGUUCCGGGGCCGGAUGAGCACCAAGGAGGUGGACGAGCAGAUGCUCAACGUCCAGAACAAGAACUCGUCCUACUUCAUCGAGUGGAUCCCAAACAACGUCAAGUCGAGCGUGUGCGACAUCCCGCCCAAGGGAUUGAAGAUGUCCGCGACGUUUGUGGGCAACUCCACGUCCAUCCAGGAGAUGUUCAAGCGGGUGAGCGAGCAGUUCACGGCCAUGUUUCGGAGGAAGGCGUUUCUUCACUGGUACACCGGCGAGGGGAUGGACGAGAUGGAGUUCACGGAGGCGGAGAGCAACAUGAACGAUCUGGUGUCCGAGUACCAGCAGUACCAGGACGCGAGCGCGGACGAGGAGGGCGAGUUCGAGGAGGAAGAGGACGCUGAUGUUCGUCAACAUCGCCCCCGAGGCCAAGUCGCUGCACGAAUCUCUGUGCUCGCUCCGGUUUGCGGCCAAAGUGAAUGCUUGCGAGAUCGGUGUGCCGCGAAGAUUGGCUGUGGCUCCUCAGCCAACGAGACUGAGCUACGAGUGAUCCAAGCAAGAAAAAUGUAGACAAAGGAUGGAUAAGCGUUGGGAUUAUGUUUUAACGUGUUAAAGGGCAAGGGGAUCCGCAUUACUUUU